AUGGCGAGCACAUCUUCUUUUUUAAGCCAUCCAGGUGGUCGCCCGAGGAAAUAUCGUACUCCUUCCCCCCCGCGACGCGCUAUCGAGCCAAUAUCUCCUCCCGCCUUCAAAUCUGAGCGCCAAUCGUUCUGGAACGAUCGCAGUGCCUUUUACCCUCGAGACUACAAUUCGAAUUCAUACAAUUCGCCAAGUGACCCUACUCGGCGAUCAAUUGGGGCUAGUCAUACUCGUGUCUCCUUUGGUCACCCAAAAGCCGGCCACGGUCAUCAUCGGGCUAGCUCCAGCAUUGAAACCCUUGCGAAUAUUGCGCUGGCCACAAGUCCAAGGUUCCCCUCUUUAUCGUUUGAUCCUCCGGGAAACUCAACCCGUACAGAAUCUUCCCCUUUAUUCCCUCACACCGAUGCGGAUUCUGAAAGACCUGCUAAACGCGCGCGGUCAGAAAAGGCAUCGCCUGCAUUCCAACAUGUCGACACACGGCCAGCAACUAGUCAUGUUACUACGGUACCUGACAGUAUGAAGACUGACGCCGAACUCCUCUUAAACUUUGCUCGACCAACUAAUUUCGCUUCUCCUCACCAAUUUUCGCAACCAUCCAAUGUCUUCGGCCAACCUUUUAAUCAGUUCGCAAAUGACCAAAGACUUCCAACGAUUAAUGGUGCAACUUCGACUUUUCCUGGCUUCAUAGCCGACACGCUACCAGGUAGUACUCAGUCCCCCUCGCGCUUACGAUCUCACUCAGACGGAUCGGCAGCUAUUGCGCGUCCACCUGUUCCCGGACUCCGACCAAAUACUAGUUCUUCGACAUUGCCUGGGGUUGCUUGGCACAACGAUGCUUUCCGAAAUCAUCACAAUCUGCAGGAUCCUUCAAGUCCUCCGGAUGAAAUAAACAAUAUGGCAAGUCCCCCAAAGCGGCGCCCUACUAUUACCAGCGAUACCGUGAAGACUGUUCCAGAAGCGAAAGAGGAGGAAGUCACACCAGAGGGAAACGCCCCAGCAAAUUGUGCAGCGUGUCAUUUGGUACGCGUAGAUAUCAAUACCGAAGACCAAGGAGAAGAUACGUGGAUCAAGUGCGACGGCUGUGAAAGUUGGUAUCAUAUUGUCUGCGCUGGCUUCAAGAAUGACCGCGAGGUCCGUACGGUCGACAAGUUUAUCUGUCGAAAGUGCCGGCCAAUCCAUGGUCAGACAACGUUUGUACGCAAAUCAUCUCGAGCAAGGACUGCUAUCGACUAUGCCGGUCUAAAUCAAGGUCUCGUCAAGAGUUCCACUGAUUCUUAUGAACAUCAUUAUAUUCAACCUAUCAAAGAUGGCAGGAUAAAAUUCUUACCCGAGAACUUCCCCCGUAUGCGAGCAGAGCUGGUGACUGCUGAAUAUUUCGAACGAGGUGUCGGUAUGACAGAACCCAUAGUUAUCCCUGCUGCGCUUAACCCUCGUACUUCUAUCGAUACGUCUGAGCUGGAUUCUGUCUUCGAUGGUCUUGCGGGCGAAGCAUCAACUCAAGAGAUGUUUGACGAGAUACUUGAGAAUCAGCCAGGCGAGCCUGAGAUCGUCAUUGAUUGUGGCCAGGAUGUUCUUGACAUGGUUGUCCCGCAGGGUCUAACAGUGCGCGCAGUUGCGGAACUCUAUGGCCCAGAAGAAAGAGUUGAGGUCAUUGACGUCAAAUCCCAGCAAGGAGAGGACAAGAGGUGGAAUAUGCAGAAAUGGGCUGAUUACUAUGAGAGCACUGGAAAGAAGAUUGUGCGGAACGUAAUUAGCUUGGAAGUGUCGCAAAGUCCUCUGGGCAAAUUGAUACGUCGACCGAAAAUCGUUCGCGAUCUCGACCUUCAAGACUCCGUUUGGCCGGAGGAGCUCAAAGCCGCUGGUGAUUACCCGAAAGUGCAGUUCUAUUGCUUGAUGUCAGUUGCAGAUUGCUAUACAGAUUUCCACAUCGACUUCGGUGGGUCUUCUGUCUACUACACGAUUCUUAAGGGAAAGAAAACUUUCUUCUUCAUCCCUCCAAAGGAGAAGCAUCUGAAGAAAUAUGAAGAGUGGUGCAACUCCCCGGCGCAAGAUACAACUUUUCUUGGGGACCAAACAAAGGAAUGCUACCGAGUCGAUUUAGAAGAAGGUGACACCAUGCUUAUUCCAGCUGGUUGGAUUCAUGCCGUGUGGACACCAGAGAACAGUCUUGUCAUUGGAGGCAAUUUCCUUACACGCAUGAACUACGGCAUGCAGAUCAAAGUUGCGAAGAUCGAAAAGGAUACAAAGGUUCCCCGCAAGUUCAGAUAUCCCUUCUUUCAAAAGAUUCAAUGGUACACUGCAUUGAAAUACCUGAAUGAUGACCCUGUUCCAGACUCCGUGCUUGACGCCUUCUCUCGUGAUGAGCACUAUCGAUUUUACCGACAAUUUCCCAUCUACUACGAGUUUGGGGAAAGAGAAAACCGUUCGGUUCUGGGGUCUCCAUACUAUAAUGCUCGCUUUUAUUCACAAGCAGAAUUGGAAGGGUUGCCUGAACUUUUAAGAUACCUUCUACGGACUGCACUCAUUGCUGGAGGAUAUUCGGUUGACGGGGUCACAGCAGAGGCAAGAAACGCCGUCAAACGUUCUAUCCCCAAAAUGCAGGGAGAUCCCAUUGAGGUUGCCAAAAAGUUUGCGGUGUGGAUAGCGUGGAAACGAGGAAACGAAACUGCAGCUUCAUGGACUCGACCUGGUGCCAUAUCCAGUACCUUUAAAAUCGACCAGGUCGAGAAAAGACCUGCUGGGCGUCCGAGUCGUCGAUCCGAGCGACAUGCGGAUGCUCAAAAGAUGUAUGCUGAAAGGCAGAGUCUUCAACUCGUAGCUGAACAGCCCCAGGAGCCCCAGAAUGCGUUCCCAAGCUCAACGCCGCAUCCUCCUGAUAACGUUUCGCCGGUUCUUCAACCUUUUCCUCAACUUGUUCCUGUGGCUAUUACACCUGCUGCUACUGCCCCGUCUAUCACUACUCCAACAACCUCUACUCCUGCUAUCAUGAAUCCUAUCGUCAAGGAGGAACCAGUUAAGCCUCGAACUACCAACAAGGGCUCCGGCUUAGGACCAAAGCGUGUUGCUUGCGACGCCUGUCGCAGGAGGAGAAUACGUUGUCGGCAUAAAGAUGAGCAAGCUGAUGGCUGGUCACUGGGAGUGUCUCCCAACCCGGCUCCUUUAGGCACUAUGUUUGAUUCUGUCGAUCCGCAACGGCAGUCAAUUUUAGCACGUGAUGCAGCUUCUGUGCUGAAUGCGCUGGCUUCUGUUGCCACUGAGACCACUCUUCAAGAUGGCAGCGAGCACCUGCCAUAUAACACUGAUGGUUUUCCUAGAGAUAACGUUGGCUUUUUGAGUGGAAUCUCACAAUCUGCAUAUCCACGUCCGGUGGAGGGAUGCGUCAACGGCAACAAUGGCGGAAAGAAGGGAAGAAGCAAGGCAUGUGAUGAAUGCCGAAAAAGCAAGCGUCGCUGCAUUCAUGACGAGUACGGCAGAAUUGAUCCCGUCAAAGCUCAAGAGCGUUCGAAGCCUCGUGCUACGUCGUCUGCAAAACGGCCGAGGCCUAAUGAAGAGGGUAUCGAUCUGGUGACGAAUAAGAAGGUCAAGACAGGUGUAACGGCUCCAGUCUCAGAUUCCGUCAACUAUUUUGAAACAGAUCAGGCUAUUUCAUCUUACCUUCCCGCAUCUAGUACACAUGUUCUACAGCAGGACCAAUACCAACAACAGUACUACAUGCAUGAUCCCGAUGGGAUAUCAACAGUUCAAUCUCCUCCAGAAGAAAGAUUAGAUCAAAAGAUUGAAAUGGCAGACAUCACUUAUACCGUUUCGCCCAAUCCAAAAAUCAACGGGGACGCGAGCGUGGUUUCACUGCAAAUGCAGGCUAACCAACAAAUGGCCAAUCCAUUAGCAUCUCCGCCUACCUCACUUUUGGGAGAAGCAGAGAUUCUUCCUCCGCAGCGCCCAGGCGAGGAACUCCAUGGUGGCAGCGUUACUGUCGACGGUGAGCAUGAGGCUUUACAUACACCAAACUCUAGUUCUCGUCACUCCUCUCGUCAACCACGCCAAGUUGAUCGAUUUGUCCCGGAACAACAAGCUGGAACAAAAUCGAGUACAACAGCGAAACAAUCAACGAUGACGAGCUCUUCUCGACAUCCUACAAAAGCCUCGUCGGUAACAUCAAGUCAUACAAAGAAAUCGUCCUCGCGACCAUCUUCAUCCCACGCCAAGAAAAGUACCUCACCUAGCGUUGAGAAAAAGUUGGCGCGUCCAUCAACAACAUCUCCUAACAGCAGCAAGAAUGUUAAACGCGAACGAACCAGUUUCACGGCCGAUGAUACCACAGAAGCGGAUGCGGAGAGUCUGAGAUUGAUCAGAGAACUGCAGGAACAGGACUUUGGUCUUCGACGAAGAGCUGCGCGUGUCUAAGUUGUCUCAUUUUCGUUUUCUUGAUUAUUUCUUUCAUUCGAUGUUUCCGGAUGAUUUAAUAUCACGGCAGGAGUCCAAGUUCAUAUUAUGUACCUUCCACGUUGUCGAUGACAGGUUACGAACUUAAUAUCCCUCUGUAUUUCGUUUCGUCUUCAUUUUUCUUUCUUCACCGCAUUUUCUCGAUUUAUUUGCUUCCAUUAUACCAGUCUUUAUCCGUUUCUUUUUUCUCCUUCCAACUUCUUGUUUAAUAUCAGCCAGUCGUUCCAUCUAUUUUCUGUGUCUCUGUCCCUCUCAUACUGUUAUUUUUAUCUAUGGCCUCCGUCGUCAUUUUAUUUCUUCCUGCGUAAUUCCGAUGAGUAUCUGGUUUGGUGUCUAUGGCUUUGGUGUUUGGUACUAGUUCUUUGUUGUAUCUAAUUAUCUCUUGGCAUUCAGUUAUUAGAUCACAAUGCUUUAUCUUCGUUUCCUUGAUUGUCAAUCCUUUUAGUGACUGAGUUUAGGACUGCUUGCGUACGUAGUCCUCAAUUAUGUAUUCGACAUCCUC
Molecule: messenger RNA, 4942 nt
Organism: Talaromyces stipitatus ATCC 10500
Lineage: Eukaryota; Fungi; Ascomycota; Eurotiomycetes; Eurotiales; Trichocomaceae
Product: PHD finger and JmjC domain protein, putative
Exons: 2
Coding region: 1-4401 (1466 amino acids)
Biological process (GO): regulation of transcription by RNA polymerase II; protein demethylation
Molecular function (GO): transcription coregulator activity; zinc ion binding; DNA-binding transcription factor activity, RNA polymerase II-specific
Source: RefSeq, a predicted model, not a curated record